AUGUCUUCUUCUCAACUCCUCUUCGAGCUACUCUCCUCACUUCCACCUCAGAAUAUCUCCGGACCAACACCACUAGCCCCCGACACCGACCCCGACAUAAACCUUACGGAGCUUGAUUCGUCCGAGUUCAAGAGUUUCUUAUCGACUGAUCCGACCUCUUCAUUCGUUUCGCCAUCAUUGUCGCCAUCUUCGCCAUUCUUGCCUUUGCAUGGUGAUCGCUUUGUUGUCCGAAGUGGAUUCGUUAAGAAAGUGUCCACCGUGUUGCAGGGAGCGACAAAACGACGUAAUAGCACCGGCGACAGUCUUGCCUCUUUGCUUCAUACUUCAGGAAGUAACGCAUAUAUGACUGUUCGUGCGCGAUCAGUAUCUCCGAGGGACUCUCCUGCUAAUAGUAGCGGGCCGGUGCCGACAGAGCAGGAUCCGGAUUACAUUCAGGAGCAUAUUAAGGUCGAAGAGGAUGUUGAAGAGUUUGUUUCGGAUGCGGAUGAGGUUGAUCCAAGUGAGCUGAAGAUCGAUCAUGGUAAAAGAUCUAGAAAGAAGAGGAGGGAUAUAGAUGCUACAUACAUUCCGGGGAAAGAUGACGAUGAAGAUGACACUUUCAACCCAGAUUCAAAUGGGAUUGAUCCCAGUGAGCUCAUCGACAGGGUUGCGAAGAAGAACAGAAAGAGGAAACCUGGUGUGGAUGCUACAUACAUGCCAGGGAAAGAUGAUGAUGGUGAUAGCAGUCAGGACAAUGAAGCAACCGCCAGGGCUCCCAAGAAGAGAAGGGUGAUACCAAACUCUGCAUUAGUAUCGUCUGUCAAUGCCCGCCAUCUGACUCCUGAGAAGCCGAUAGAAACAGAGUUCCCCGUUACGCCGUCUGCUCAAAUCGAUCCUGUGUAUCAACAGGGGAUGACUCAGUUCCCACAAAUUGAUAAUGGAACGACGGAUCUAGGUGCAAUCCCAUAUCCGACGCCGGAUACUCUUCGAAAGAAAAGUACAACCAAAGCUGGAACGGCUUCGUCUGCGGUCCCUCAUGCUCGCCAUGUCCCGAAGAAGACUCCGAAAAAGGAAAAUGAGGAGUACGUUCCAGGUGAAACUAUGUUUCCCGAACCAGAGGCGACUCCGAUAAAGUCUAUCGAGGCCGAAAAUGCAAAUACAGCCUACUUGACCGAGGAUGAUAACGAAGAGUAUCAAGACCGGCCCAUCCAUCAUACUGAGAAGACAGGCAUCGUCUUUGACUUUUCAGUAGAAAGAGCCAAGCGCUGGGCCAGCGCAAUCAAUGUGCCAAAGGGUCUCUUCAAUGAGGAAGAAAAGGAUUUGUUCUUUCGCCUUGCCAUGCGCGGCUUUGAGCCGGUUGUCCCGAGAAGCUGGCGAUAUGACUUUCCGACACUGCCAGAAUCUUUAUAUCCUAGGAGCUCCGAGGCGAGUGACAAGCCAAUUAUCGACGUCACUCGAAGCUCGAAUCUCUACGGUGAGCUUUCAUGGAACGUACUGCGUUGUGAGACAGAUGCUAAUGGUUAUCCAGCUAUCAAAGCCUUGACAAGUCUGUUUGCCGUCGGUGGCCGUGUCCGCGACUGUGACAUUCUACUCCAACAACCCGAACCCUUGAUCAAGCAAGCAAUCCAGAAAUACAUCCACUGGGCUCUCUUUGACGUCGAGUUAGACACUAUGCAAGAUGCACUGCCAGUUCAUGUGAUAUAUGCUCAGAAGAAAGACGAAAAGACUAUCAAAGCCGUCCGGAAGAUGAACACAAAGCUCCAAAAGCUUACCCGGCGACACCAAGAAGAACUCGGCGUGACAAUCAACAACGCUCCAGACAAGAAGGUGGCGAAGAUACUGGAGGACACCAAAUUUCCCCUUCUUACUGGGUUCAUCAUCUGCGGCCCCAUCGUCGCCAUCUUGACCCAUAGUACUGAUCCUCGAGAGAUCGGUAACGGCGAAGAAGAUGGUCGGUUCAUCUCUCAUUUUGACUUGUCGGAACGCGGUCAGGACGUGUGGAAUUCCCUGGCUAUUGCUAUUACGGUGAUGCAUGUUCGUCGGACUAUGUUGUCGCUGGCGCAUCAGGGGAAGGGGAGUUAUCAGCCUGGUCGGAAGCGUAGCGCUUUGGCAUUUGAUGUCGAUCGUUAG
Molecule: messenger RNA, 2109 nt
Organism: Aspergillus niger
Lineage: Eukaryota; Fungi; Ascomycota; Eurotiomycetes; Eurotiales; Aspergillaceae
Exons: 1
Coding region: 1-2109 (702 amino acids)
Source: RefSeq, a predicted model, not a curated record